Messenger RNA from Toxotes jaculatrix (banded archerfish), 637 nucleotides. It is a transcript of the gene med9, whose product is annotated as mediator complex subunit 9. Gene Ontology annotation, biological process: regulation of transcription by RNA polymerase II. Lineage: Eukaryota; Metazoa; Chordata; Actinopteri; Toxotidae. The transcript is spliced from 2 exons. Bases 17 to 316 code for a protein of 99 amino acids. Gene Ontology annotation, cellular component: mediator complex. The record is from RefSeq and is a predicted model, not a curated record. Gene Ontology annotation, molecular function: transcription coregulator activity.
GCGGAACAGGAUCGUGAUGGCGGUGGCUCAGCCGACGCUAGAGAAAGGAAGCGAGGAUUACUCUUUGCUUCCUUUAGUUCAUGAUAUUAUCAAAUGCAUGGACAAGGACAGCCCAGAUGUCCACCAAGAACUGGCUAAACUCAAGGGAAAGAUCCAUGAGGCUCGGGAACAGAUCUCCAACAUGCCCGGCAUAGACAGCAGUCCCGUGGAGCAGCAGCAGCAGCUGGCCACGCUGCGGGAGCAGGUUCGCACCAAAAACCAGCUGCUGCAGAAAUACAAAAGUCUGUGCAUGUUUGACGUACCAAAAGCAUCGUGAGACCGAAGUCUGGAUUACUGCUCGGACAGAGUCGAGGUGCAGGAAGGACUAUUUGUUUAGCUACGCCCUCACCCACGGAGCAGAUAAAUUUGGGGCCAAGAAGACGGGAUGGACGUUUAAAUGAACAAGGACAGACUUUUCUCAGUUGCAUUGCUGUGAAUGAUGUUUUGAAAGUCAGAUUAUGUCCUCUUUCUGUCCUUAUUUUUUUGCAUUUCCAGAAUGCAGAGUUGGUUAUGUGGCAUUUGUAUUAAAUAUAGUUUCACAGUGUGUCAUUUUUUUCAUCUUGUAACACUAUUUUGUAAGUAAAAAUGAGUUGAUUAA